This is a messenger RNA of Brienomyrus brachyistius, 2473 nucleotides long. RefSeq names its product spermidine/spermine N1-acetyltransferase family member 2a, tandem duplicate 1 (gene sat2a.1). Lineage: Eukaryota; Metazoa; Chordata; Actinopteri; Osteoglossiformes; Mormyridae. Gene Ontology annotation, molecular function: N-acetyltransferase activity. The record is from RefSeq and is a predicted model, not a curated record. The transcript has 6 exons. Bases 176 to 700 code for a protein of 174 amino acids.
UCAUCACAGUGCGAAGGAGUGGCGCUGUUUAGUCCGAGAGCGGUCGGUGGAGGUUGUGAAUCGUAGAAUUGGGCUAAAUCCAGCGAGACCACUCAUCAGAUUUAUCGAUUUUUAAAGACGACUCACUGAACCGAUUCUUGCGUGGGAUCGCGGAGCGCAAACGAACUACGGUGACAUGGAUUACACAAUCCGCGCUGCCACUUUAGAAGACUGCAAGGACAUUUACCGGAUGAUCAUGGAGCUGGCCAAACAUGAAAAAGUUUCUGACCAAGUGAAAAUUGCUCAGAGAGAUCUUGUACAGGAUGGCUUCUCUAAAAACCCUUUCUUCCAGUCCAUCAUCGCCGAGGUUCCUGAGCAGCACCGGAGCAGCAAAGAUGGACAUUCCAAGGUGGGGUUUGCCCUUUAUUUUUUUGCCUAUAGUUCAUGGAAAGGACGGUCUGUGUACAUGGAGGAUCUGUAUGUGAUGCCUGAGUAUCGAGGAAAGGGCAUUGGGAAGGCGCUCAUGAGUAAGAUCGCUCAGCUAGGUUUGGCAGCUGGAUGCAAUCAGCUGAAUUUUGCCGUCCUGAAUUGGAACAAAGAAUCCAUGGACUUCUACCUAAGUCAAGGGUGCUGGGAUGUGACCACCGGGCUGGGCUAUCACUGCAUGCGCUGUGAGGGGCCCGCGCUGGAGGACCUGGCACGGGGAGACCCGAAAAACUGAGGGAACCUUCUCACCUGGCAGCCACACCUUACUGCCGCAGAAGAACGUGAAGCAGAAAGGAGUCCCAGGCGAAGCAUGCAGGGUAUUUUUAACCAUUUCUGCUCUGUCCUGUGACAUUUGUACAUGAUAAAGCACCAUUUUAAAUAGGCGAUAACCCAAAACUGAAACUAAAUAUUAAUGUUUCGUUUUAGUCUUGCUUGGCUGGUAAGAAAUAUUAAAAUGCGCCAGUGUGUUGUCAUAGGUUCCUAAGUAUCGCACAUAUUCUGUGCUUAAGGUACAAUUUUAGGUAUUAAAUUAAGUGCAUAAUUGAAGAAAUGUCACAGAGAUCAACUUAACAAAUUUAAGUGUUAGAUUUAACUUGAGAAGAUGCAUCAUGUGAUGUGAAUUUGAUAUUAUGUAGGAAGAGUUUCGAGUAUGAGGUCAUCUUAAUUGCACUUAAGCCAACAUGGACAUCCCUGCAGAUAUUUGGUCGCUGUGUACUGUUUACAGGAUACUGUCGUGAAGUGCAUAUCCAUUCCAUUUGGUUUAAAACCUAGUUUAAAAAAUGGAAAGUUAGUUAAGUUUAAUGGUGUUUGGUUGUAUAGUUUGUAGUUUAUUGCACUGUUUAAAUUAUUGAGGUUUUAGAGGUAUACAGGUUUCAAUCUGAAAGGUUAACUUCCUAUUUAAAGAAUAUGGGUUCAGUUCUUUGGAAGUCGGCCAGGUGCCAAUACAGAAAUCUGAAUUCCCAUUGCCAUAUUGGGACUAUGGUAUUUGCCAAAGUCUGUUGUUUAUUUUGUUUGUGUCUUCGUCGCGUUUUAAUUUAUUUCGUUUAUAUUGUUACUGUUCUUUUCUUAUUUGAUUUGUUUUCUUUCUGGCACUUUCGUCUGUCACUUUUAUCUCGGAGAAAUGGGCACCUGUCCAUCACCUCGUCUCACCUGGGAAGAUCAGUGAGGUUGGCAUGGUGAACUCCCGUCUGCAAAACGGGGUUUGAAGGAAUCAGCUCAGCUCCAAGGCGUGUGCCGCAUCAGAGAGUCUUGAGCUGGCAUCUUGAAGUGUGUUCUUUGAUCUGAGUAUUGCAUGGUUCAGAUCCUUAAAGCGCUUUUUCGGGUUGCGUUUCCUGUACAGAUUUUCCAUGUGUUUUGCAGGACGGGGAAACCUGGUACACAAGUAUGAACAGUUUUGUUUAGAGUACAUAUUGAAAUAAAGUAAAUAAAUAGUAUCAAUAUUUAGUACGAAAUUUGUUUGCACUGGUGUAAUAACUGUAGGUGUAACAUACAGCUUUGCUGGUUCAGCUUGGUACAGGUCACUAAUAGAAAAACACGGUAUUGAAUGUGCUUUACUCGCGUGUGUGAAUUGAAUGAUCUACAAUAGCCAUUAGCUUAUAUGAUUUUUCUUAAUAUAUUAAUAUAAUCAGGUAUAACAUGGCAUUAUGGUAAAUUUACUGGGACAGAAACACUCUGCAAGUGUGAAGACAAGCACAAGUUUUGACAAGUGUGUCUGUAUGUCCGUGCAAACCGUUUUUAUGUGUGGCAUGGUGCAGUUUCCGUAAUCCCCUUCAAGGCAGAACAGAACAUAAAUGCAUGUUUUUUUCAAUGUCCGACUCAAAUGCCAGGAUAAGAUAAAACACUCUACUUGUAAUCUGUGAAUGGUUAUUCUUGGUGUUUGUGGUGUAGAGUGAUGUACAAAUUAGAACGAAAGAGUUUUUGCCAUUGGCUCAGACGGAAGUUCCUGGGACAUUCUUAGCACAUAACUUUGUCAUUGUCCUCUGAAAAGAAAAAUAAACAAUGAAUGAAA